AUGGGCUCCUCCCGCGCCAAACACUCUCCCCGUCACCGCGAGCCUCUGCAGCUUCCACGCCAUCCGGGGGCGAAGAGGUUUUACCGGCGGAGACGGAAUUUACGGAUGUUUCAACGGGGCUUACAACAAGAUGAAUGCGUAUGCCAUGGGAGUGCCCGACGCGAGUGGGAGGCCUCAGACUAUGGUCCGAUAGACCAACACGGGCCAUUGCCCGCCUCCACGCGUGAGGACGACGACGCGUUGCCGUUCUCUCGAUAUGAAGGGCCUCGCUGCGACAACGACGCCUAUGACCAGGACGGAUACGAUGACGCCUCUGGCCAGGGCCUGGCAUCACCAAGCUGCGCGGAUCUCGAGCUGCGUAUACACAGGGUAGAGGAGACUUCAGCAAUACUGAGGGAGCAACUAGCAAGUGUUAACAGCAAAUUAUCGAUUAUCGACAGCAGGCUUGAAAUGGUACCGAAGCUCUUCAGCCAGGAGAUAGAACGUCUGCUCACUGGCCAGAACAUUUGGCCUUUACAAGGGAGCCAAAGCCAGAUCGUCCCUUUGGAGACGGGUUCAGACCGGACGGUGGAUUCUGCUGAAUUGAUUAUCAACUAG
This is a messenger RNA of Fusarium vanettenii 77-13-4, 597 nucleotides long. RefSeq lists its product as uncharacterized. The record is from RefSeq and is a predicted model, not a curated record. The coding region runs from base 1 to 597 and encodes 198 amino acids. Lineage: Eukaryota; Fungi; Ascomycota; Sordariomycetes; Hypocreales; Nectriaceae. The transcript has 5 exons.